This is a messenger RNA of Poecilia latipinna (sailfin molly), 4627 nucleotides long. RefSeq names its product glutamate receptor, ionotropic, kainate 4 (gene grik4). The record is from RefSeq and is a predicted model, not a curated record. Lineage: Eukaryota; Metazoa; Chordata; Actinopteri; Cyprinodontiformes; Poeciliidae. The transcript has 21 exons. Gene Ontology annotation, cellular component: membrane. Gene Ontology annotation, biological process: monoatomic ion transport. The coding region runs from base 1379 to 4279 and encodes 966 amino acids. Gene Ontology annotation, molecular function: ligand-gated monoatomic ion channel activity; signaling receptor activity.
CAAAACAAUAGCAGCUGGAUAAGUUGGGUGUCGAAAUAUUCUUUCAACACCAAUCAACGACUCAUACGGGCUGGAGCAACAUGUCACACGGUUAACUUUCUCCCCCCCCCCCCCGUAAAAACCCGUGUUCUUAUUCCGUAUGCGGACCGCGUCCACCUCCUGUGAUGGGUUUAUAAAUGCAGAGUCCGGGAGCAUUUUCCUUUUCACGCCCGGCGAGUCUCUGCGUGAGGACGGCACCGACCGAGCAUCUUCCUUUUCUGACGGAGAGAGGGAGAGGGAGGGAGAUCGAGAGAGGGAAAGGAGGAGAAAGGACAGACCUCACCCGCACCUCAGUCUGCUCUGAACCUUUCUACCGGACCGCAGUGGAUGGAUCAACAGCGCAAGAUGUGAAAAAAAAAGGGAGGCUUCUUUCUUCUUUUUUAUUUUCGGCAGGCUGCAGAGUGUUUGAUCACAGGAGCUUCUUCGCGCACAGAGAGGGAUCAGCUGCCUCGCUUUUUCUCUCUGCGCUCUUCCCUCAACGGGGAAGUGGGAUGCGGGUUACGCAGCAUCACCGGCGCCGUCGUUGCAAUCAUCCUCACAGAUACACCUUCCACUUCUUAAGGCCUAUCAGAUUGUGAGCCCGUGGAACAAUAAUAAUAAAAACAACAACAACAACUCUUUAACCGGCGAGGAAAAAAGGGGGGGCUCAUUUCUACUGGUGAUAAAGAGAAGAGGGAUAUUUUUCAAACUCCUUCGGAUGUGAUUUCCCUCACCUGCCACCCGCUCUCUCUUCCCCCUCUUUCACCCCUCUGCUCUUAUUUUCUGCCUCUGUCCCGUGAAAGCGGGAAAAGAUCUGUUCAUCCAAAAAAAAAAAAAAAGAGAGAGAGAGAGGGGGAGAGAUUUCCCCGGACCGCUGUUGAUCUUAUCGCUAUCGCAUUUAAUCUGUCCAUUUCUCUGUCCGGAGAGUGUCGGUGGUGGAGGGGAGCUGCGUGAGAUCCAGAGACCCGAGGAGGGGAAAUUGAGUUACUCUGCAAAUUACAGGCUUUUCUUGCGAUUCAACGUGAGUUCUGCGGACCGAACCGCACAAACCCCGCGCCAAAGUGAGAGGGAAAUUGAUUUUUAAGUCGAGCAAAGAAGGCAGCAAAGGGGUCCUGCGAGCAGCACCUCACCUCAAAGAAACCAGACUGCGUGUCUGCGUGUACGUAUGCACACACCUCUGCAGGUGCUGGCUCGCACUAUAUGUGUACGUGAGAUGACGAGAAGCUAAGUGACUUCCACAACCACCUAGAUCAGACAGCCCUCUGUGCUGCAAGAUGGAUUAAAGCCCCGCACCUCAGGAGAUCAAAGGUGGCUGUGACAGGGGCACACCUGGGGCAGGACCCAUGAGGAGUCAUAGAAGAUGCUCACAGCCUGGGCGCUUCUGCUCUUCUUAGCCAUGUGGGUGAGAAGCACCUCUGGUGGCCCGCUCUCCUUCAGGAUAGCUGCCAUUCUUGAUGAUCCUAUGGAGUGCAGCAGGGGAGAGCGUUUAGCCAUCACGCUGGCCAAAAAUAACAUCAACAGGAGCAGCAACCGCUCUACAACAGGCAAGCUGGAGGUGGACAUCUUUGAAUUGCUAAGAGACAGUGAAUAUGAGAUGGGGGAGACAAUGUGCCAGAUAAUGUCUAAAGGGGUUGUGGCAGUCCUCGGCCCAUCUGCCAGUCCAGCUUCUAACUCCAUCAUCAGCAAUAUAUGUGGAGAGAAAGAGGUGCCGUAUGUCAAAGUGGCUCCAGAGGACAUCCUGAAGGUCCAGUUCCCCCGCUUCACAACUCUGGACUUGAGACCAACGAAUACCGACAUCAGCUUGGCCGUGGCCGGCCUUCUUACAUUCUUUAACAGUACCGCCUCCUGCCUCAUCUGUGCCCAGGCUGACUGCUUGUUGAACCUGGAGCAGCUGCUCAGACAGUUCCUAAUCUCCAAGGAAACCCUGUCAGUGCGCAUGUUGGAUGACAGCCAGGACCCGACCCCUCUCCUGAAAGAGAUCCGUGACGACAAGACGGCCACCAUCAUAGUGGACGCCAAUGCCACCAUGUCACAUAUCAUUUUAGAACGGGCAUCAGAGUUGGGGAUGUUGUCUGUCUACUACACUUACAUCUUCACCUCCCUGGAAUUCACUUUGCUGCGACUGGAUGAUGUGGCUGACCAGCGGGUCAACAUUGUCGGGUUUUCAGUCUUCAAUAAAACGCAUCCCUUCUUCCAGGAAUUUGUGCUGAGCCUCAAUCGCUCCUGGCAGGAGAACUGUGACCAUGCGCCCUUUGCCGGCACUCCGCUCUCGUCAGCCCUGCUCUUUGAUGCGGUAUACGCAGUGGUUGCAGCGGUCCAGGAGUUGAACCGUAGCCAGAACGUCGGCGCUACUCAGCUCUCCUGCAAGUCAUCCAAGAUCUGGGAGCACGGCACGAGCCUCAUGAAUUACCUUAGGAUGGUAGAAUUGGAAGGCCUAACAGGACACAUCGAGUUCAACAGCAAAGGUCAGAGGUCCAACUACGCCCUGCGGAUCAUGCAGAACAGCAAGGAAGGCCUAAGGCAGAUUGGCCUGUGGCACUCUGAAGAUGGACUGUCCAUGGAGAGAACUCUUCCAUCAAUCAACGUGACAGACACCCUCUUCAACACAACUCUUACAAUCACAACAAUACUGGAGAAUCCGUACGUAAUGCUGCGGCCAAACCACCAAGAACUGGAGGGGAAUGACCGCUACGAAGGCUUCUGCGUGGACAUGCUGAAGGAGCUGGCAGACAUCCUCAAGUUUAAGUAUCGUAUCCGGCUGGUCGGGGACGGCGUCUACGGCGUUCCUGGAGCCAACGGAACGUGGACCGGGAUGGUCGGAGAGCUCAUCUCCAGGAAAGCUGACCUGGCCGUGGCCGGACUCACCAUCACAGCGGAGCGCGAGAAAGUGAUCGACUUCUCCAAGCCUUUCAUGACCCUGGGAAUCAGCAUCAUGUACCGUGUCCACCUGGGACGUCGGCCGGGCUACUUCUCCUUCCUAGAUCCCUUCUCCCCUGGCGUCUGGCUCUUCAUGCUUCUGGCCUAUUUGGCCGUCAGCUGCGUCCUCUUUCUAGUGGCCAGACUGACGCCGUACGAAUGGUACAACCCCCACCCCUGUCUGAAGGGACGCUGCAACUUGUUGAUCAACCAGUACUCGCUCGGCAACAGCUUCUGGUUCCCUGUCGGCGGAUUCAUGCAGCAGGGAUCCACCAUCGCUCCCAGAGCAUUGUCAACACGUUGCGUCAGCGGAGUGUGGUGGGCCUUCACAUUAAUCAUCAUCUCCUCGUACACCGCCAACUUGGCCGCCUUCCUGACUGUUCAAAGGAUGGAGAUGCCAAUAGAGUCGGUGGACGACCUGGCGGAUCAGACAGCGAUAGAGUACGGCACCAUGCAUGGAGGAUCCACUAUGACUUUCUUUAUGAACUCCCGCUACCAGACCUACCAACGCAUGUGGAACUUCAUGAACUCCAAGCAGCCCAGUGUGUUCGUGAAGAGCACUGAGGAGGGCAUCGCCCGGGUCCUGAACUCCAACUACGCCUACUUACUGGAGAGCACCAUGAACGAGUACUACCGCCAGAGGAACUGCAACCUGACUCAAAUCGGAGGACUGCUCGACACCAAGGGCUACGGCAUCGGCAUGCCACUGGGGUCGGUGUACCGCGACGAGUUUGACCUCGCCAUCCUCAAACUUCAGGAGGACAAUCGUUUGGAGAUUCUCAAGAGGUUUUGGUGGGAGGGCGGCAAGUGUCCAAAGGAGGAGGACCACCGGGCCAAAGGUCUGGGUAUGGAGAACAUCGGCGGGAUCUUCGUGGUGCUCGUGUGCGGCCUGCUGGUGGCGAUCUUCAUGGCUGUGCUGGAGUUUGUUUGGAUGUUAAAACAAGCCCCAGGAAAUGAGUCGGUGUGUGAGGAGAUGCUGCGGGAGCUCCACGGGAUCGUGUUGUGUCGGGACAGCCUGCAGGUGAGGCGCCGGCGGGCGGCGUCGCUGAUGCGGCCGCGGCCUCUGCCCCUGGAGGAACGUCGAGCGCGAGCCGCCGCCGUCAGCCUCAGCAACGGCAAACUGUGCGCGGGCACCGGCCUGCCCGAGCCGCUCUCCCACAGACUGGCGCAGGAGGCCGCCCUGGUGGCGAGGGGCUGCAGCCACAUCCGGAUCUGCCCCGAGUGCAGACGCUUCCAGGGACUCCGGAUGCGUCCCGCCGGGGCCGGCGAGGCCCUUCCCUCUCCCACGCACAGCGAGGAGAGCAUAGAGUGGGACAAAACCACAAAUAGCAGCGAACCUGAAUAACACUAGGAAAAUCCAGCAAGACUGACUUUUCCGACAGACACCUCUCUCUCUUUUUUCCAGGGAUCAAAGACCGCGUGGUAUUUUUAUCCAGCCAUUCUGAGCUUGUUCUUGAAAAGCAGGAUGGCGCUGCAGACUUUGUUUUGCCCUUGAAGCAACAGCCUAAAGUUAGAUUUUGAAAUGUUUUUGGAUGAUUUCUGUUUUCCUUGGUCAGAGGAAAGAGAACUGAUGAGCGUGUCUCAUUGCGGUCUGUCCCUGGAGGCCCUUUGUACCCUGUGAAGCAGGGCAGACAAAAACAGCUACGGGGCAUUUGUACUAUGCAGUAUUUCCAGUCAUUUAUCAUUGUGCGGU